This is a messenger RNA of Adineta steineri, 222 nucleotides long. Lineage: Eukaryota; Metazoa; Rotifera; Eurotatoria; Adinetida; Adinetidae. The record is from the annotation of a GenBank genome assembly.
AUGACGUUUAUUGCACUUAAUUUUGAAGUCAUUCAUACAUGUGAUACAACAAAAGUUCGUGUAGAUCAUUUUAGUACAGAAGGAACUUUGAAAGGUUUAUCACCUGAACAAUUACAUCAGUUAAAUUGCCGUAUUAUAUUUGAAAAUACUUAUCGUUUAGGACAUCGAUCAGAUACUAAAUUACUUAAAGGAACGGAUGGUCUUGAUUCAUUUAUGUAUUGA